Messenger RNA from Kazachstania africana CBS 2517, 1155 nucleotides. It is a transcript of the gene HEM15, whose product is annotated as ferrochelatase HEM15. Gene Ontology annotation, biological process: heme biosynthetic process. The transcript has a single exon. Gene Ontology annotation, molecular function: protoporphyrin ferrochelatase activity. The record is from RefSeq and is a predicted model, not a curated record. The coding region runs from base 1 to 1155 and encodes 384 amino acids. NCBI's taxonomy places the organism in Eukaryota, Fungi, Ascomycota, Saccharomycetes, Saccharomycetales, Saccharomycetaceae.
AUGACUUCAUGGAUGUUGUCCAGACAGUUUACAAGAAAGCUCUCAACUGGCCUUCUUUUGAACCAACAAUCUGUCAAGCACAGUGGUCCUACUGGUAUAAUGUUUAUGAACAUGGGAGGCCCAUCUAAGGUCGAGGAAACUCACGAUUUUCUGUACGAGUUAUUUGCAGACAAUGAUUUGAUACCAAUUUCCAAGAAAUAUCAGUCAACUAUUGCUAAGUAUAUCGCAAAAUGGAGGACACCAAAGAUUAUCAAACAGUACAAUGAAAUUGGCGGUGGAUCACCAAUUCGGAAGUGGUCAGAGUACCAAUGCUCGAAAGUUUGUGAGAUCUUGGAUAAUAUUUCACCACAAACGGCACCACAUAAACCUUAUGUUGCAUUCAGAUAUGCCAAGCCCCAAACUGAUGAGACCUAUCAGAAUAUGUUAAAAGAUGGUGUUACAAGGGGCGUAGCAUUUUCCCAGUAUCCACAAUUCUCAUAUUCCACCACUGCAUCUUCGAUAAAUGAGUUAUGGAGACAAGUGAAGAAAUUGGACCCUUCAAGAUCAAUUACUUGGUCAGUCAUUGAUAGAUGGCCCACUCAAGAAGGACUAAUCAAUGGGUUUGCUGAAAAUAUUAACCGAAAAUUAGAAGAAUUCCCUGUCAGUGUCAGAGACCAAGUUGUAUUACUAUUUUCAGCCCAUUCUUUGCCCAUGGAUGUGGUAAAUACUGGCGACUCAUAUCCUGCUGAAGUCGCAGCCACUGUAUAUAAGACAGUGGAAAAGCUGAACUUUAAAAAUCCUUACAGAUUAACAUGGCAAUCCCAAGUUGGACCUAAACCAUGGCUUGGUGCUCAAACAGCAAGGAUAGUAGAAUUUUUAUCGUCUAGAGCGGAUGUACCAGGAAUCUGUUUAAUCCCCAUAGCAUUUACGUCUGAUCACAUUGAGACACUAUAUGAGCUUGAUUUGGAAAUGAUAAAGAAAUCCAAAUACAGUUCGAAACUGAAAAGAUGUGACUCUUUGAAUGGAAAUGAGACUUUCAUUAAAGGUAUGGCACAUCUUGUCAAAGAUCAUCUUGAAAAUGGCAAGUGUUUUUCAAAGCAGUUACCACUAGAUUUUCAGCUUGGGAAGUCGAAUGACCCUGUUUCAAAUCUAGAAGAGUUAUUCACAAAGUCCUGA